CAAUAUCAACACAUGAAUUUGGUGAAUCUAUUUUCUUUUGAAAAAGAACCAAAAAAAUUGUGCAUUCAGUUUUUUGUCAGGAAACAUUUAAGAUACAGGCUAGCUGACACUUACCGGUUUUAGCGUGUAGUCAAGGCAUCCACUAGCUAAGUGCACCCUAAUCGACACGCUGUUUUCUGUUAGAGUGCUAAAUGCAAACGCAAACGCUAACACAGCUAGGUAAACAUACAAUUUGCCAGCUAGCUACUAAUCAUCCAAUUGUGAACCACAAUACUCGCAUUCGUAUCAGCGUCAAUGUGCAAGUCCUUUGAUCUUUCAACUUUAACCUUCACUUCGUGUCAUUAAGUCGCACGAUGUUCAAGACACAACCUUCUAUAUCGCUCAUUUAUGGCUUCACUCACAGGUAGAUUCGGCAGAUCGAAGCGUCGUCUCUCUCAACUUCUCUAUCCACCUCUGAACAACUAAUGACCCCAGCCCUCACUCAAAGAAAAAGAACUGACAUACAGGCCUAUUGCCUUUGUGACCUGCAAGGCAUUGGAGGAGGAAUCCGACACAGCGAAGACAAGUGUUCACAUCAUUCCCAUCAGAGACGGUAAACUUCGGUCUUGGUGCAGUGAUGUCACAACUGCUGUGGUCAAAGUGCACAGAUUGGGACGUGAAAGGACCUAGGGAGCCUUGGGAGGAUCCAUAGGCCCCCCAGCGGAUGUGUCGGUCCGAAGUCCACACCUCUAUCAGAAGCCAGGAGAGAGAGGGUUGGGAUAGAGAGGGACUGCAGUCAAACAACGAGUACGUAUUACUGAUGAGUUUAGGUUCAGCACAGUGGUCACCAUCGUAACAAGACCGUAGCACAACGACGGUGGGGCCAGGUUAGACAUUGAACAGCAGCUUGAGAAGAUGGACAUCCUGGAGACCCACGCCUACGACCGGAGACAGCGGCGAAACAUGUCCUGUGCUCUGUUGCUAUCGCUCUCGCCGUUCUUCUUGGCGUCAGCCGCCUACCUCUUCCUGUGGGCCCAUGACUCCUCCCCCCCCUCCAUCAUCAUUGCGGGGUUCAAAGCGGCGCCCGUGCUCCUAUUAGCGGCAAUGGUGCUUGGCUGGAACGGGUGGAAGAGCCUGGCAGGCGUGGCCGGGGGCCUGCUGCUGUCGGCCGUGGGAGACUUCUGCCUGGUGUGGCCAGAGCUCUUCAUCCAUGGGAUGGGUGCAUUCGCCGCGGCACAUCUUCUGUUCUCACUGGCCUUCCUCACCGCCCGCUACGUGCCGCGUAGCCGCUCUUCCUCACUAAGCGUCCUCCUCUACAUCGUCAUGUUUGGUCUGGGAGCUGCCUUCUACUUCUACAUCUACCCGUUCCUACGAAAAGCCCCCGACUCGGAACUCCUAACCCCCGGCGUUGGCGUCUACGUGGGUUUGCUCACCCUCAUGGCAAACCUAGCGCUCAGAACCAGCAAGGUUGUGACCAUAUUAGGGAGUUUGUCUUUCCUGGUCUCCGACAGCGUGCUGGCGCUACAGGUGUUUAAGGUGUGCUCGGCGAUGGAACACGGCCACACGGUCGUCAUGGUUACGUAUUACCUGGCGCAGAUGCUGAUCGCCAUGGGUGACGUGUUGGCGGUGGAAGACCAGGAUGACUUUUCAAAAUGGAAGAGGUCUUAGUUUGGUAUUUCAGACCAGGUCCGGAUAUUCACCCUUGCUUGGUUGUGGCUCAAAACACGUCAACAGGGAAAAGUGGAUCACAAAUCUAAAGACUAUAAAAGGAAUGGUUGAUUCCCUUAUUAAUUUCUGAGUAUAUUGCUCCACUGUCCUUGCUAGAGAUGUCGAAAAUACUGUAGGCCUAUAUAUAUUUUAAAUCACUGACCCAUUGUGCCUUUCUGAUCGGCCCAUGUUUCCAAGUGAGGAAAUCUAGGCCAGCCCAUCACAAGUUUUUUUUACACAUUCUGUCGUUUUAUGUAAAAAAUAAAUAAAAAACAUUGGCCCUUUAAAUCCUUUAAUGUAAUUGGAUUGCCAUGAGGUGAACUGCGACUUUAAACAAUAGUAAACUUAUUCUAGAUUAAUUUGUAAUGACACUGGAUCUCUCAAAACUUUAAGAAAAGUUUACAGUGCCUGAGUGUAAAUAAAUAAAUAAAUUCAACUACUUGGGAUAAUAUGCUUUAGUUGGAAUGUAUGACCUCACUUAAAUAUUAACUUUUCAAUCUGCCAAGAUAUCCUCCAUAUUGCCCUUGAUCUGAUGUCUCAUUGUUGGUCAAAGUGCGUACAUAAUUAUAAAGGGAAACCAGGUAGCCUCUUCACGAUUCCAGUGGGGUAUUCCACAAACAGAGGUUUAACAAACAGAGUUAACGCUGAACUCUAGGUUGACUGACCCUGUGCCAACUAAACCAGAGCCGUCGGUUCCACUGCAUGGGUUAUGCAUUAGUUCAAUCAACUCGGGGUUGGUUAACACAGGUUUGUGCGCGUCC
Messenger RNA from Gadus chalcogrammus (walleye pollock), 2447 nucleotides. It is a transcript of the gene tmem86b, whose product is annotated as transmembrane protein 86B. The record is from RefSeq and is a predicted model, not a curated record. The transcript is spliced from 5 exons. Gene Ontology annotation, cellular component: membrane. Lineage: Eukaryota; Metazoa; Chordata; Actinopteri; Gadiformes; Gadidae. The coding region runs from base 895 to 1647 and encodes 250 amino acids.